Megalops cyprinoides (Indo-Pacific tarpon) is the source of this 3878-nucleotide messenger RNA. RefSeq names its product LLGL scribble cell polarity complex component 2 (gene llgl2). The coding region runs from base 464 to 3526 and encodes 1020 amino acids. Gene Ontology annotation, cellular component: cytoplasm; cortical actin cytoskeleton; plasma membrane. The record is from RefSeq and is a predicted model, not a curated record. Gene Ontology annotation, molecular function: GTPase activator activity; myosin II binding. Gene Ontology annotation, biological process: regulation of establishment or maintenance of cell polarity; regulation of protein secretion; cortical actin cytoskeleton organization. Lineage: Eukaryota; Metazoa; Chordata; Actinopteri; Elopiformes; Megalopidae. The transcript has 26 exons.
GGAGAGCCAUCAGCUAGUUGAACGAGACAGCUAAGGUUUGAACAGAGAAAUUCCUGGUUACAGUACCGCGUGUGCUAAUGUAAGUGAGAAGCCGAAACUAUUUCUCAUGAAUAAUGAAUCACUCCCCCCUCCUCACCCGUAAACAACAUAAUCCAGGAAGCGCAGCUCAGAGGAGGAGCCGGCCAAGGCUAGUCAGGUUGAGGACUCAACUCGGGUGAGGGCUGCAGGAAAUAUCGAGGCUGCCAUCUAGGAGCGAAACGAAAUAAAACGGACAUAUAAAACGGGGAGACGCGAGUUGCCCGCAGUGAGAUUAUUCGGAUUUCAGGCUACGGCACUGAAACGCAGAGCGGAAAGGUGGCCACGGGAAACAAACUGAAACAGAGGGUGGAAACAAAAGUGGACAGCUGGGGCAAGGGCCGCCGAGAGUCAGGUAGCGUAGUGGGAGCAGGCUCGGUGAGGGAGAAUGAAGAGGUUCCGGCGACAUGGGCAGGAGUCGCAGCGGGACAAGCUUAAACAGGAGCUCUAUCAGUUCAACAAGACCGUUGAGCAUGGCUUCCCCCACCAGCCCAGUGCUUUGGGAUACAGCCCUACCCUGCAGCUCCUGGCCAUCGGGACCCGCUCUGGUGCCAUCAAACUUUACGGGGCUCCAGGUGUGGAAUUCAUGGGACUCCAUGAGGAGAACGCCGCGGUUACCCAGGUGCAUUUCCUCCCACACCAGGUUGAGCUGGUGACCCUGCUGGAUGAUAACAGUCUGCACAUGUGGACGUUGCGUGCACACCAAGGGGUGUCAGAGCUGCUGGAGGUUGGGCGUUUCACACUGACUGGGCCCCCAGGCGCACCUCCGAGUGUGACGCGGGUCACGGCGGUACUGGCGCACUCCUCUGGGGAACUGCUGCUCCUGGGCACGGAGGGUGGCCACGUGUUCGUGGUGGAAGUGCCCGGCUUCAGGGAGCUGGAGGAGAUGAACAUCAGCGUGGAGGACGUACAGAGCAGGGUUCCGGAAGAGUAUGUGGGCCGCAGGAACCUGGAGAGCGUGGAGGCGCUGCAGGAAAACCCUCUGCACCCCCGGCAGGUGCUGCUGGGAUACGGGCGGGGCCUCAUGGUGCUGUGGGACCUGGACAGAAGAUGUGCCACACAGCACUUCCUGGGCACGCAGCAGCUGGAGAGCGUGUGGUGGAUGCAGGAUGGGAAGCAGAUCCUCAGCUCCCAUAGCGACGGCAGCUUCUGCCAUUGGCCAGUGACAGAGGAGGCCACACAGAGCGAGCCUGAGAAGCAGGAAACGCCGUACGGUUCCUUUCCCUGCAAAGCGAUCUCCAAAAUAGUACAGCUGCCCACAGCACAAGGCCCCUCAUUCCUGAUCUUCAGUGGAGGAAUGCCGCGUGCCAGCUACGGAGACCGACACUGCAUCUCCGUCAUCCACAGCAAGACCCACGUGGCGCUGGACUUCACCUCCCGCAUCAUCGACUUUUUCGUCAUCAGAGAUGGAGAGCGGCACAAAGGUGAGCCCAGCGCGCUGGUGGUGCUGGUGGAGGAGGAGCUGGUGGUGGUGGACCUGCAGACGGAGGGCUGGCCGGUGAUCCAGACGCCGUACCUGGCCCCGCUGCACUGCUCCGCGAUCACGUGCUCCCACCACGUCUCCAGCAUCCCGCUCAAACUGUGGGAGCGCGUGCUGGCCGCCGGGCAACUGCAGAACACACACUACUCACGGAAGCCCUGGCCUGUGAACGGAGGGCAGAACCUGGCCCCAGACCCCCCUCAGAGAGACCUACUACUGACAGGACACGAGGAUGGGACGGUGCGCUUCUGGGACGCCUCGGGGGUGUGCCUCUACCCAAUGUACAAGCUGAGCACCGCGGGGGUCUUUAACACCGAUGCUGACUUUAACGACAACCUGAACCAGGGGGCUGAGGGGGAGUGGCCUCCAUUUCGUAAGGUGGGCAACUUCGACCCCUACAGCGACGACCCUCGACUAGGCAUCCAGAAGAUUCACUUGUGCAAAUACAGCGGCUACCUGGCUGUCGCGGGCACCGCAGGACAGAUCCUGAUGAUGGAGCUGAACGACGAGAUGGCAGAGCAGACUGUGGAGGCAACGGUUGUGGACCUGCUGCAGGGCCAGGAGGGCUUCCGCUGGAAGGGCCACGCCCGGCUGGAGGUGAAAGAAGAGCCCGUCAGCUUUCCCCCUGGCUUCCAGCCUUUCUCCCUCGUGCAGUGCCAGCCGCCCGCCGUGGUCACCGCCCUCAACCUGCACUCUGAGUGGAAGCUUGUGGCCUUCGGUACUAGCCACGGUUUCGGCCUCUACGACUACCUGCAGAAAAGCACCGUCCUGGUCAGGUGUACCCUGAACCCCAGUGACCAGCUUGCCAUGGAGGGCCCACUGUCCCGUGUCAAAUCCAUCAAAAAGUCCCUGCGCCAGUCCUUCCGCAGGAUUCGACGCAGCCGCGUCUCCAUGCGCAAGCAUCAUGCCAAUAACGCGGCCAAGGUGCAGGAGUUGAACGCACGACUGGAGGCGGAGCUGCAGGAGAUGGAGCUGGCGCCCGUGCAGAGGAAAAUCGAGGCCCGCUCCUCCGACGACUCCUUCACCGGCCUGGUACGCACGCUCUACUUUGCUGACUCCUUCCUCAGCGACGGCAGUCACAACACGCCCUCACUGUGGGCGGGCACCAACGGCGGCUCCGUCUUCGCCUACAUCCUCCGCUUGCCCGCCGUGGAGCGCAGGACCGAGGAUCCCAUCACAGCCCAUCCUGCGAAGGAGAUCCAGCUGAUGCACCGGGCUCCAGUUGUGGGGCUGGUGGUGCUGGACGGGCGUGGUGCCCCCUUGCCCGAGCCCUUGGAGGUGGCACAUGACCUCGCCCGCAGCCCAGACAUGCACGGGUCACACCACUUACUGGUCAUAUCUGAGGAGCAGUUCAAGCUGUUCACGCUGCCCAAAGUGAGCGCCAAAAUGAAACUGAAGCUGACGGCGAUCGAGGGCUCCCGCGUGCGCCGGGUGGGUGUGGCCUGGUUCGGCAGCAGCCGGGUGGAGGAGUACGGGGAGAGCGGGCUGGUGGUGCUGACCAAUCAGGGCGACCUGCACGUGCUGUCGCUGCCCGCCGUUAAGAUGCAGGUCCACUACCAGUGCAUCCGCCGCGAGGACGUCAGCGGCAUCGCCUCCUGCGUGUUCACCAAACACGGGCAAGGGUUCUACCUGAUCUCUCCAUCUGAGUUUGAGCGCUUCUCGCUGUCUGCCCGCUGGCUGGUGGAGCCCAGAUGCCUAGUGGAAGCGCCCCCUCGACCCUCUGGCUCCUCUGCCAGCUUCCCUCCCUCCAGAACACAGCCAGAUGGGGCCCCCACAGAACACAGAGAUUACAGGAUUCCCAGUGAAGAUUCUGAGAGCUCUGCCAGACGAGUUAUGGAGCAUGCUUUGCUGAAUGAUGAGAAGGUGCUCCAGGAGAUCCAGAAGUCUCUAGAAGGAGAUCAGAUGACGUAUCUGGAGAAUAAUAUGAAGACCCUGUCGGCAGGUGGGACGGUGAUGAGCAAUGGAGAAUGAGCCACCCUUUGCUGUGCCUGAAAGACCUUGGAGUUUACCAGCACUCCUGCCUUGCCAAUGCCAACGACACCAACAACACUACUAGUAGUACCACUACUGAACUGUAACCCUGGUCCAGGAGGGGCUCCCACUCACUCACUGCUACUGUACAGGGAGGAAGGGGAGAGGGACCAUUGCCUGUGCCUCUGCCAACCACUGUAUCUCUGCCUGCCUUCCACACCUGCCCUGCUGUACGCCCCCCACGACCUUCGACCGUUUGCUCUGGACCCUAGUCAUCCAGGGGGUCUGGUUUGCACAAUCAUGAACCCUCCACACUGUGCUCUUCUUCGGGAGACAGAAAAAAAGAGGGGUC